This is a messenger RNA of Manis javanica (Malayan pangolin), 2820 nucleotides long. RefSeq names its product ceramide-1-phosphate transfer protein (gene CPTP). Gene Ontology annotation, molecular function: ceramide 1-phosphate transfer activity; ceramide 1-phosphate binding. Gene Ontology annotation, biological process: intermembrane lipid transfer; ceramide transport. Gene Ontology annotation, cellular component: membrane; cytosol; cytoplasm. NCBI's taxonomy places the organism in Eukaryota, Metazoa, Chordata, Mammalia, Pholidota, Manidae. The record is from RefSeq and is a predicted model, not a curated record.
GGCUCGGGCCUGCUGCAGGAGAACCGAACCGAGCCCAACCGAACAGGGCGGGCAGGGCUGGGCAACGCCGAGGGGCCGGGCGCGGGACGCCGGCCCCGGGAGGGGGCGGCCGACACAGCUCCCACGCCCGCCCAGGCCCCGGGACCCUAACCCAUCUCUGGGUUGCAGCUAGAGGAAGACCUGCCCAGGACCGGGGCUUCACCCUCCCGGAGCCCCUGGUCCCAGCCUUCCCAAGCGAGACCUGCAGGACUUCCUGGACAAGGCCCUUCUCGCACCCGCUGGGCCUGGGGUUGAGAGGGUGGGUGCCCUCUUCUCCUGGGGGCCUUUCAGGCUAUCAGCCACAGGGCUUGGGUGCUCAGGCUGCCCUUCUCCUGCACCCUGACCUUGGGCCGUGGCCUACCCCUGGGGGAGCCUUGGCGGUGCCUUGCAUCACCUUACCAGAGCUGGCAGGCUGUCCAUCCCCAGCUGCACAGCCACUGCCUUUCCUGUUGUCCCCAAGCUCUAAAAAGCUCCUGACAGCUCCUGUUUGGCCGCUGGGUCAGGUUCUGGCAGGAAGGUCAGGCCCACAGGAUGACUGGUGGCCAGGAAGGUAGCCCUGAAGGCCUCAGAAACCAUCUACUCACUGAACAGAAAACUAAGGCCCUGAGAGAGGGGAGGGCCAUGCCAGAAGUCUCUGGAGCAUCGUCUCCCUGAGGCCAGGCACGGCUGUUCCCUACACCAGAAGACAGGGUGGGCUCACCUCUGGGGACUCCACCUGAUGCCAGGCAUGUGGUCCGACCUGUGGGGCCUGCAGGGCCUCAGUACCCACUGGGCCUCAUCAAACACUCCUGGCGGCCUGAGUGUUGGGCAGGGCAGGGUGUGCUGGCCCAUUUUCUCCAGACAUGAACAACCAAGUUUUAGGACAGUGAGUGACUUGCCCACAGAGUGGAAGGCAGAACCUGCACGGGCACCCAGGUACCCUGCUCCUGGCUGGGGCUCUCACCACCGCGUGGCCAGCAUCCCUGCUUGCCGGGAGCCCUGCAGGACUCCCACGCCCAAUGGGACCCGAGGAGCGAGCUGACCGACAGCAGGACAGCCCGAUCUGCGUGGUCCAGUUCCUGGGGAAGAAUGGAUAACCUGGAGUCCGACUUCAAUCUGAAGAGCGUUCUGGUCAGUUUCAAGCAGUGUCUCAACGAGAAGGAGGAGGUGCUGCUGGACCACUACCUCACCGGCUGGAAGGGGCUGGUCAGGUUCCUGAACAGCCUGGGCACCAUCUUUUCCUUCAUCUCCAAGGAUGUGACAACCAAGCUGCAGAUCAUGGAGCGGCUGUGUGGCAGCCCACAGCAGGAACACUACCACAGCCUGCAGUCCAUGGUGGCCUAUGAGGUGGGCAACCAGCUGGUGGACCUGGAGCGGAGAUCCCGCCACCCCGACUCAGGCUGCCGGACCGUACUGCGGCUGCACCGCGCCCUGCGCUGGCUGCAGCUCUUCCUGGAAGGCCUACGCACCAGCCCUGAGGAUGCACGCACUGCCGUGCUCUGCACCGACUCCUACAAUGCUUCACUGGCUGCCUACCAUCCAUGGGUCAUCCGCCGGGCUGCCACCGUGGCUUUCUGCACGCUGCCCGCACGCAAGGUCUUCCUGGAGGCCAUGAACGUGGGGUCCCCCGAGCAGGCUGUGGAGAUGCUGGGUGAGGCCCUGCCCUGCAUUGAGCAUGUCUACGACAUCUCCCAGAAGCUCUAUGCUGAGCACACCCUGCUGGACCUGCCCUAGGGGCCAGUGGGCCCAGGCACAGCAGCCUCCCUUUCUCCAGAGCGGGGCUGCGCACUGCAGGCCUGUCAGCCCCACUGUGGGGAUCUCUUGAUGCUCCACGAGUGGGACAGUCACUGCCCUCACUGCAAGCUGAGCUUGUCGGGAGCUGCUGCCCAGCAUGGCCCUCAGGCUGCGCCUCCAGCCUGCCACGCACAGUUGCAGACAGGUGGUGACAGAGAAGGGCUACACUCUGCCCAGGGCCAUUUUAGCUUUACCUGUUGCCAAGCUACAGGUGUGUCCAGGCAGGCCGCAUCUUGGUUGGUGAAGUGCAGAAGGCAGGUGGGUGGGGGCAGGAUGGCAUGCAUGCAGAAGCUGAAGAAGCUGCCUCAGCUGUGGGUCCAGUCACUAGUCCCUGGAGGGUAGAGGUUCCAUCCUCUUCACCAGCCAAAUGGCCCAGUUGGGACCAGGAUGCGGUGUCUGUGCCCAGGUGCCUCAGGCUGCUUGUACUGGGCAGGCUGUCCCCAGGACAUGGCAGGACCCCAUUGGCAGCAGGGCCCUGUGGGCUCUCCUGCCCCCCACCUGCUUGUUGGCUGGGGCCCACGUGCCCUCGGCAGGGAAGACCUGCUCUGUGACCCUGUUCACGUGUCAGUUGCCUCCUACAGCCACGCGUACGCCCGGGCAGCUGCCUGGGAGUCGCACAGCACAGCCUUGCAGCCCUGGAAGUCAGGACUCCACUGGGCCGGGGCCGGGCCCCCUUCCAGCAUCUGCAGGACGCUGUGCCUGUUGCCUGCCCUUGCUGCCUCGUUCCACAGAACUCAGGAGACCCAGGGUGACAGUGCGGGGGGGCGCCUGGGCCCCUCUGCCCCGAUGGCAGGCUCACGGAAGGCUGUCAUCCGCUGCUUGAGGGCCCAGCCUCUCCCACAGGCUCUUUACUGUGAGCCCUGGACCUUGGGUACCAAGGGGACAGUGUCCACUGUGCAGCAGACGUGCCCAAGUGUGAGCUUAUGGGGACCCUUGGAAACUAAUACAGUUGAUGGCUUUCCCAGCAUAAAUAAAUUACACUCCCAGAACUAGGCACUGUGCUCCAGG